AUGAGCUACCAACCGGAAGACCCCUCAGCGGGAGUUGAAAUUAAUGAGAUUGCACUCGGCCGCGCGCGUCCACGCCGACAUGAUGACGAAGAUGAGGGCUCUGAUACCUUUGAAGAUGAUGACAUGGAAAGCAUAGUCGGUGCACCCACAAACGGGCACCAAAAGUCCCAAGGAAAUGGAGAGGAGGAAAUAGAGCUCCCUGCUCAUGCAUGCGCGUACUGUGGCAUUCACAACCCGAGCAGCGUCGUCAAAUGUCUCUCGUGUAAUAAAUGGUUCUGUAGUGCACGUGGCAAUACCUCUUCCUCGCAUAUCGUCAAUCACCUUGUCCGCGCUCGUCAUAAGGAAGUCCAGCUCCACCCGGGCUCGUCUUUGGGUGAUACGAUUCUUGAAUGCUACAACUGUGGCACCAAGAAUGUCUUUUUGCUUGGUUUCAUUCCCGCAAAAUCCGAUACCGUUGUUGUCUUGCUUUGUCGGCAGCCAUGUGCCUCUAUGCCUUCCUCCAAGGACAUGAAUUGGGACACUUCACGCUGGCAGCCUCUCAUUGAGGAUCGUUCUUUUCUUCCCUGGCUCGUGGGAGCACCUACUGACCAAGAACAACUCCGUGCCCGUCACCUCAGUCCUCAAUUGAUUGCGAAAUUGGAGGAAAUGUGGAAAGACAACUCUCAGGCAACUCUGGAAGACUUGGAGAAGGCCACGGCAGUGGAUGAUGAGCCUGCGCCAGUUCUACUUCGCUAUGACGAUGCUUUCCAGUAUCAGAACAUUUUCGGUCCACUUGUCAAGAUCGAGGCCGAUUACGACCGCAAGUUGAAGGAAUCUCAAUCCCAAGAUGGUCUCAUCGUACGCUGGGACCUUGGUCUCAACAAUAAGCACCUCGCAAGCUUUGUGCUGCCCAAGCUUGAGCUGGGAGAUGUCAAGUUGGCUGUGGGCGAUGAGAUGCGCAUCAAGUACAAUGGUGAAUUGCGUCCCAAGUGGGAAGGUGUGGGCUAUGUCAUCAAGAUCCCGAACAAUCAAUCUGACGAGGUCACCAUCGAACUACGCGCCAAGGGCGACCACAAGUCAGUUCCCACUGAAUGCACACACAAUUUUAUGGCCGACUAUGUUUGGAAAUCGACUUCCUUCGACCGCAUGCAAUGUGCCAUGAAGACAUUCGCAGUGGAUGAGCAGAGUGUCUCAGGCUACAUCUUCCAUCGCCUCCUUGGUCAUGAGGUUGCUGCAGCUCCUAUGAAGACUCAGAUUCCGAAGAAAUUCAGUGUUCCAGGUUUGCCAGAUCUGAAUGGCAGUCAAAUCAACGCGGUUAAAAGUGUCCUCCAGCGACCUCUCAGUUUGAUCCAAGGUCCUCCCGGAACUGGUAAGACCGUUACCUCGGCCACCAUCAUCUACCAUCUCGCCAAGAUCAAUGGAGGCCAGGUUCUUGUCUGCGCUCCGUCCAACGUUGCCGUUGACCAGCUCUGCGAACGUAUCCAUCGGACUGGUCUCAAGACAGUACGAGUUACUGCUAAAUCUCGCGAGGAUGUGGAAUCUGCUGUUGGUUUCCUUUCGCUGCACGAGCAGGUUCGUAUGAACGAUAGCAACAUUGAGUUAGUGAAACUCAACCAGCUGAAGGCUGAACUUGGGGAAUUGUCCAGCCAAGACGAAAAGCGCCUGAAGCAACUUACUCGCUCUGCUGAACGUGAAAUCUUGACCAACGCGGAUGUGAUCUGCUGUACUUGUGUUGGUGCAGGUGAUCCUCGUCUUUCAAAGGGCAAGUUCCGCACUGUCCUGAUUGAUGAAUCUACCCAAUCUGCUGAGCCCGAGUGUAUGAUCCCCCUGGUUCUGGGCUGCAAGCAAGUUGUGCUGGUCGGUGAUCACCAGCAACUUGGCCCCGUGAUCAUGAACAAGAAGGCCGCCAAGGCCGGUUUGAACCAAUCUCUGUUCGAGCGUCUCGUCAUAUUGGGCUGCUCUCCUAUUCGCUUGAAUGUCCAGUAUCGUAUGCACCCGUGCCUUUCGGAAUUCCCGUCCAAUAUGUUCUACGAAGGCUCGCUGCAGAACGGUAUCACCAUUGCUGAUCGUGUCCGUCGCGAUGUUGACUUCCCUUGGCCCAUCAUUGAUGAUCCCAUGAUGUUUUGGUCAAACCUGGGCAAUGAAGAAAUCUCCGCGUCAGGUACCUCCUAUCUUAACCGUACUGAAGCGACCAACGUCGAGAAGAUCGUCACGCGCUUCUUUAAGGCAGGUGUUCAGCCUAGGGAUAUCGGUAUCAUCACUCCAUACGAGGGACAGCGGAGCUACAUUGUCAGCUCUAUGCAGGCAAACGGUACCUUCAAGAAGGAACAUUACAAGGAGAUUGAGGUUGCGUCGGUCGAUGCAUUCCAAGGCAGAGAGAAGGAUUAUAUUAUCCUUUCUUGUGUGCGUUCCAAUGAUCACCAAGGUAUUGGUUUCCUGAGCGAUCCUCGUCGUCUCAACGUGGCCCUUACUCGUGCUCGAUUUGGUCUGGUCAUCCUCGGAAACCCCAAGGUCUUGUCUAAACACCCAUUGUGGAACUGUCUUUUGCAGCACUUUAAGGAACGCCACUGUCUCGUUGAGGGGCCCUUGUCCAACCUUCAGGAGUCCUUGAUUCAAUUCAGCCGGCCUAAACAAGCAUACAGAGGCCCGCAGCGCUUCCAGAUGUCUUUCAGCCAGACAAAUAAUGCCCCCAAUAAUGCAGUGAAUGGUCGCAACGGCGGUCACCGCAACGAGUAUCAUGACUCCGGGUCUGUGGUGGGCUAUAUCCCCGAUGAUGUGUCUUCCGUCCACGGCUCGGCACUUGGUGGUGUUGGCCUUCCGUCUGGCUACCCCCCUAUGUUCCAGAAUUUCGGCGAGUCCUGGCCUGCGAUCUCUGGCGGUCGUCGAGCAAAUGGUGGCCGACCCAAGGGAGCACCCAGUGUGACUGGCGAGUCAGUCGCUGCUACUGAGUCUGAUGUUACCUGCAGCGUCACUGACGGACGCAGCGUUGAUCAGGGCGGUGUCAGUCUCACUGGUCUAAGCAUUAAUGAUAUGAGCAAGCAGCCCAGCCUCAGCCAAUCUGACCGAUUGAAGCGCUACGUCGAGUCUGGCGGACGUGAGCCUUACAGGACCGGCGUUCCGGACAAUGGCAGCAUCUUCGGAGGCAGCUCUGCUAGCAUUCGCGUGACUCGCGGCGUGCCGGGCCAGAACCCUCACGACGACGAUGAUGCCCGUAGCGUCUCUACUGCUUUCGCUAGCCAAGUUGGUGGCAACUAUGACUGA
Messenger RNA from Penicillium hordei, 3240 nucleotides. Its product is annotated as putative regulator of nonsense transcripts. The transcript is spliced from 2 exons. Gene Ontology annotation, cellular component: cytoplasm. Gene Ontology annotation, molecular function: zinc ion binding; RNA helicase activity; RNA binding. Bases 1 to 3240 code for a protein of 1079 amino acids. Gene Ontology annotation, biological process: nuclear-transcribed mRNA catabolic process, nonsense-mediated decay. The record is from RefSeq and is a predicted model, not a curated record. NCBI's taxonomy places the organism in Eukaryota, Fungi, Ascomycota, Eurotiomycetes, Eurotiales, Aspergillaceae.